CGCCUUUCUGCCUGACGAUCGCCAACACUCGUCGUGACGCGAUGGACGUGCGCCAGAGCUGGCGUAACCAGCCCGUGCUCCUGCGGCCAGCGGUCUACCGCCGGCGAGAGCGAGGGCCACCCGCGUCGCACUGGGACCUCCUCGCGUGGCCUUGCCAGGUGCUCACGUACCAGAGCUACCUCUUCGCACUCCACUACGUGCUCAUGACGUAUCUCCUCAUGGUCGCCGUUCUGGGCCUCGGUCUUUUGGCGCUCGGCCUCGUGCCGAUCGCGCUGCUGCGCUUCGCCUUGCAUCUUGUCGGAUGCCCAAGCCGCCGCUACUACCCGGCUGCGAUCCUCUACGGCGGCUUCCAACUCCUCGUCCGGUACGACGUGGCCGUCCACAACACGAUGGCCCAUGCGCCCGUGCCAUUGACCUUUGACGCCAACGCCAACGAGCUCCAGGACCUCCUCGAGAUGGGCCGGCGCCCGCGCUUUGUGCUGCGGCUACGCGACGGCUGGUCACCGCCACGCGUCGCCCAGUAUGUGCUCUACGUCUAUGUUGUGCGCCAGCUGCUCGUGGCGCUUGUGCUGCAGUGGGUCGCAUCCGCGCUCUAUAGCCUCGAAGCAGUGUGGGAACUCGCGCUGCUGCUGUUUUUCCCCGACGUCACGUGUACGUUUUCAUUUUUCUGGGGCUUGGACGCGCCGAUUUCGUGCGCUGAGCACCCUCUUGGGCUCGCGGGCUGUGUCGUCGUGUUGCUUGUGAUUUUUGUACGCUUGCGUCGGCCGGUCGUCGACGGCCUCUGUGCCACGACCACCUACUUUUGCUGCGAGUCGGUGCUCGUGCUACGCGGGUAAAUAAUGUUGAAUGCAGGUUAUUUAUACUACUAGGAACUGGGCGUUGAUGUCGUGGGCAAUGACACAAAUUUGUGCGCCAAACACGG
Molecule: messenger RNA, 922 nt
Organism: Saprolegnia diclina VS20
Lineage: Eukaryota; Oomycota; Saprolegniomycetes; Saprolegniales; Saprolegniaceae
Exons: 1
Coding region: 42-836 (264 amino acids)
Source: RefSeq, a predicted model, not a curated record